AUGGAGACAGAUUGGACGGACGCCACGGAGGCCAAGCUGGUGGGCACCCCCACCACCUCCCGCAAACGACGCGCGACAGAGCAGCAGCAGCCCGAAGACAACGGCCAGGGCGGCACCUCCGGCAGCGGCAGCAGCACCGGUGGGAGCCUCGAAGGGCAGCAGCCGCCGCCGCCUGAGAGGCAGGUGCCGCCUGCUGCCGAAGAGGCAGAGGCAGCAGCAGCAGCACCGAGCGCGAAGCGUGUGCGUCGGGAGCUGCGGCGGAGGAACACCCUCGAGUACAUCCCCCUCAACGAGCAGCGCCGCCAGCUGGCCGCCGCCUCCCUCGAGGGCGCCGACAGCACCGAACAGUUCCGCCCCCUCGACGGGUUCGUGACGCCGCUCCUGACGGACUUCUACCAGCUGACGAUGGCGUACGCCUACUGGCGCAACAACACGCACGAGCAGCCGGCCGUGUUCGACCUCUUCUUCCGCAAGAACCCCUUCCACGGUGAGUUCACCAUCUACGCGGGCCUCGAGGAAGUGGUCCGGUUUGUGAGUUCGUUCCGGCUGAAGGCGGGGCAGCUGGAGCAACUGCGUGGCCUCAUGCCCGAUUGCGAUCCGGCCUUCUUCGAGUGGCUGGCCACCGUCGAUUGCUCCCGCAUCAAGGUCUACUCGCUCCCCGAGGGUACGGUGUGCUUCCCGCGCAUUCCGAUGAUCCGCGUGGAAGGACCCAUGGCCAUCGCCCAGAUGCUUGAGACCACCCUCCUGACGCUGGUCAACUUUCCGUCGCUGGUGGCCACCAACGCCGCUCGCCAUCGCCUGGCGGCCGGGCCGGGCAAGGCCCCGAUGGAGCGAUCUCGGCUUCGCGCUACACCUACAUCGGAGGCUGCGACGGCACCAGCAACGUGCUCGCCGGCCUCCUCUUCGGCCUCCCCGUCAAGGGACCUGCCCGAUGCCACCCUGCGGCACAAGACCACGGGCGAGACUGAAGAUCUCCUCAAGCUUGCCCUCCGCUGCCGCGAGGAGCUGGGCUUCGCCGACACCAACACCGGCGAACUCACCGCCUUCACCGCCUACGCACGGGCGUUCCCCAACGGGUACCUGGCGCUGGUGGAUACCUACGACACGCUCAAGUCGGGGGUGCCCAACUUCCUGGCCGUGGCCCUCGCGCUCCACCGGCUGGGCUACCGCGCCGUCGGGGUGCGCCUCGACUCGGGGGACUUGGCCUACCUGUCCAAGCAGACGCGCAAGAUGUUCCGCAGCGCGGGCAAGCGGGUCGGGCUGGACUACUUUGGGCAGUUCAGCAUCACGGCCAGCAACGACAUCAACGAGGACACCCUCGUCUCGCUCAACCAGCAGGGCCACGAGAUCGACGUGUUCGGCAUCGGCACCAACCUGGUCACCUGCCAGGCCCAGCCCGCCCUCGGGUGCGUCUACAAGCUCGUCGAGAUACACGGCAUGCCCCGCAUCAAGCUCUCCCAGGAAGUCUCCAAGGUGACGCUGCCGGGCCGGAAGGAGGCCUUCCGUUUGUACGGUAACCAGGGCUCGCCCGUGGCCGACAUCCUCGUCCCCUCCCACUGCGAGGCGCCCCAGGAGGGGAAGCGUCUGCUGUGCAGGCACCCGUUCGACGAGAAGAGGCGUGCGUACGUGACGCCCACCAAGGUGAUGCCGCUCCUCAAGCUGGUGUGGGACCAGGGCAAGCUCGUCACCGAUUUCCCCACCAUGGAGUCCCUCAAGGCCUACGUCACCGGCCAGCUGCAGGAGAUGCGUCCGGACCACCUGCGCCUGCUCAAUCCGACCCCGUACAAGGUGUCCGUCUCGUCGGAGCUCUACAGCUUCAUCCACGACCUGUGGCUGCAGGAGGCGCCCAUUCCCGACAUCUCCUCGUCCAACGACGUCAACGAAGACGCCGCCUGA
This is a messenger RNA of Acanthamoeba castellanii str. Neff, 1896 nucleotides long. RefSeq names its product nicotinate phosphoribosyltransferase. Lineage: Eukaryota; Discosea; Longamoebia; Acanthamoebidae. Gene Ontology annotation, biological process: NAD+ biosynthetic process. Gene Ontology annotation, molecular function: nicotinate phosphoribosyltransferase activity. The coding region runs from base 1 to 1896 and encodes 631 amino acids. The transcript is spliced from 11 exons. The record is from RefSeq and is a predicted model, not a curated record.